Messenger RNA from Symbiodinium sp. CCMP2592, 355 nucleotides. Lineage: Eukaryota; Dinophyceae; Suessiales; Symbiodiniaceae. The record is from the annotation of a GenBank genome assembly.
AUGAUGGGACAAAGCCUUCACAUGCGAAUCCUCCUGUUCAGCUUAUCAAUGCCGCAUGUGGAGCAGACGUCUUCUGCAACUGUGAUGUGUUCACGGACAUGCCGAGAAUCCUCCUCUUUCUUCUGCUGCCCUUUGCCUCGCCGCCCUGGCGCAGGAUGGCAGCAGCACAACCCAGAGGACCCAGGGAAACUGCUUGCGGCGAGGCUCCAGCUCGACCGUCGGAAAGACGACAGACUGCCGCAGCACUUGCGGAGAUAUGGGAUCCACAGACGUUGGCAUCGUUCUCAAUGUCGCAGCUGGAUGGUCUUUCAGACGUCAUGUGUGGCUAUUGCCCACGGCUGUCGCGGGCGUUUAA